AUGACGGAGCGGCCGCCACAGCUGUCGCACUUGCGCGACGAUGCGACAACAGCCGGGGCAGGAAGUGGGAGCGGGAGCGGGAGUCUAAGUGGGAGUGCGAUCCAAGACUUAGCUGUCGACGUCGAGCAGACUGGGAGGCCUAGGACAGCGACCACCACCGCCGAGAUCGACAGCACCAUAAUACACCCCGGCAGCGUUAAGAUCAAUGUCAAGGGCGCCUUCAUCGUGGAACAGGACUCGGCGACCCCAGUGGCUCAGAGCUUCAAUGGCGGGAGGGGGUCGCCCGAUCACCACCAGACCAAGGACAUCAGGCUGCCCAACCACACUGCCGUCGUGAGCCACAUAGCCGUCGAUAUCGGCGGCUCCCUGGCCAAGCUAGUCUACUUCUCGCGCGAGGGCUUCUCCACAGAGCCCGGCGGCCGCCUUAACUUCAGCAUAUUCGAGACCGACAGGAUAGACGACUGCAUCGCUUUCAUGAGGCACCUGAAGGAGAACCAACAGACACUCAAUGGCUCCAAUCCCGGUCAGCUGACAGUCAUGGCCACCGGCGGCGGCGCCUACAAGUACUACGACAAGAUCCGUGACGUGCUGGGCGUCGACGUUAUACGGGAGGAGGAGAUGGAGUGUCUGAUAAUCGGCCUGGACUUCUUCAUCACCGAGAUCCCACGUGAGGUCUUCACCUAUAGCGAGACCGACCCUAUGCACUUUGCGAGCCCCGAGGAGAACAUGUACCCCUACCUGCUGGUCAACAUCGGUUCCGGAGUGUCCAUGCUCAAGGUCUCCGGCCCACGGGAGUACCAGCGUGUAGGCGGCACGAGCCUUGGCGGCGGUACCCUUUGGGGUCUGCUGAGCCUGCUCACCGGUGCGAGGACUUUUGACGAGAUGCUGCACAAUGCCGCGCUCGGCGACAAUUCCCACGUUGACAUGCUGGUGGGCGAUAUCUACGGGACGGACUACGGCAAGAUCGGCCUGAAGAGCACGACUAUUGCGAGCUCGUUCGGGAAGGUGUUCAGGAUGAAGCGGGAGGCUGAGAGCGAGGCGGAGGACAUGGGCGGCCUUAGCAACGGAGAUAAAGACCACGCUCUUCACGAGCAACGACAACAGAGCCAACAACAGAACCACCACCAACAACAACCACCAGCAUCAUCAUCUGGUACAGGGGCCUCAGCCCCCGCACCCGCACCCGCAGAUACCUCGCGCUUCUCCUCGGCCGACGUAUCCCGCUCGCUUCUCUACGCAAUCUCGAACAACAUCGGCCAACUAGCCUUCCUACAGUCGCAGGUCCACGGCCUCGAGCGUAUCUACUUCGGCGGCUCCUUCAUCCGCGGCCACCCGCAGACCAUGAACACGUUGUCGUACGCCAUCAAGUUCUGGUCUAAGGGCGCCAAGCAGGCCUACUUCCUGCGCCAUGAGGGCUACCUGGGCGCGGUGGGCGCCUUCCUCAAGAGGCAGCCGCGCAACUGGGGCCGCAGGGGCAGCUUCGAGGAAGGCGGGAGCGGGAGCCUGGGCCUGGAGAGCAGGAUGAAGGGCCGCGCCGACGACAGCAUUGAGACGCCGCAGCCGGUCAUGGAGUACCCCGGGACUGCGGCAGCAUUUGCAUAUCCUGGCACGUUGUCGUAG
This is a messenger RNA of Diaporthe amygdali, 1620 nucleotides long. Its product is annotated as pantothenate kinase. Gene Ontology annotation, biological process: coenzyme A biosynthetic process. The record is from RefSeq and is a predicted model, not a curated record. Gene Ontology annotation, cellular component: cytosol; nucleus. Bases 1 to 1620 code for a protein of 539 amino acids. The transcript has 2 exons. Gene Ontology annotation, molecular function: pantothenate kinase activity; ATP binding. NCBI's taxonomy places the organism in Eukaryota, Fungi, Ascomycota, Sordariomycetes, Diaporthales, Diaporthaceae.